This is a messenger RNA of Puccinia graminis f. sp. tritici CRL 75-36-700-3, 1827 nucleotides long. RefSeq lists its product as uncharacterized. Gene Ontology annotation, biological process: positive regulation of GTPase activity; endoplasmic reticulum to Golgi vesicle-mediated transport. NCBI's taxonomy places the organism in Eukaryota, Fungi, Basidiomycota, Pucciniomycetes, Pucciniales, Pucciniaceae. The coding region runs from base 1 to 1827 and encodes 608 amino acids. The transcript is spliced from 5 exons. Gene Ontology annotation, molecular function: GTPase activator activity. The record is from RefSeq and is a predicted model, not a curated record. Gene Ontology annotation, cellular component: endoplasmic reticulum membrane.
AUGAGCAGCCAGAAACAGCAACAACAGGAGUCCGAUCAGCAUCAUCAUCAUCAAGAAGGAAACAUCUCAGAAAUCGACCUGGAUAUCCUCAGACAGCUCUCGAUCGAAAAUGGCGGGUUCUCUCAACCGGGUCUAUUACUUGAUCGACUCCAGGAAAUGACUCAGACGGAUCUCCUAGGAUCUCCCUCUACACAGUUGCUUCAAAUACUCCAUCCUGCCACAUCUCAUCGCAAAUUCAUUUGGUCUGGCUUUUGUGCUCGGGAUUCCUGUGCAUUCGUCGUGAGCCCCUCCUCCUUCAGAUCCUUCACGAGGGAGAUCGAGAAGCCCGACGUGCGCGAGAUUGCAGUUGAACAUCGGGACGAGAGACAGGUCGAAUUGGACAUCAACCGCUCAUUCGUAUACUACCCCCAACAGAUAUCUGAUCCAAUGAAGACCCAACUACGGGAGACGUUGCAAGGGAUCAUCGUGAGAAUCCUGCGCCGGUUCCCGAAGAUGAAUUACUUCCAAGGCUACCACGACAUCGUCUCGAUCUUCUUGUUGAACUUCCUCGACCUCGACCGCAUGUCCCUCCUUGCUGCUGAGACCUCCCAAGACCAGGAGAAAGUAGAAGAUGAUGGCUCGGAUGUGAAGAUCAGGCCCGUCGAGAUCGAUCAAGACCUCAGGUUGUUGGAAGAAACCGUCCAGAAGUUCUCUCUGCAUCGGAUCCGAGAUAGCUUAACUAGUGAUCUCUCACCUAUCAUGGGCUACCUGAGGAUUACCCAAGCGAUCCUUGCGAAAGAGAAGCCGGAUUUUGCGACGUUAAUCUCGCAAACAUCGAGUCUUCCGCUGUUCUCACUGUCAUGGAUCCUGACCUUGACCUCGCACGACCUGACCUCGUUGGACGUGGUUUCGCGGAUCUUCGACUUUUUGCUGUGUCAUCCACCGGUGAUGAUCUGUUAUCUGGCCUGUGCGAUCUGUCUGACGAAGACGGAGGAGGUGGAGGACUUGGUGGCUCAGGCGCAGGCCGAGGGCACCGAGAUCGACUUGGACAUGGUCCACUUUGUCAUGUCUUCUCUGCCCCCUUUGACGAUGGACUGGCCCGAUGAAUCGCGCUGUAAGGCUGAAGCCGAGCCACGUGAUCAAAAAAGAACACCAGACCAAGAUCAGGCCCUUGAACCAGAUCAAUCAGAGGACUCAACAGACCUCGAUCGGCCGACAGAGAACCAAGCUGGGGCUGCGAGUGUGAUCGGGGAUGAAAGACAGGUCGAGGAGGGACACGGUCGGAACAAGGCGGGUGUUCCGAUCGAACAGAUCAUCCGAUCAGCCCUGGCUCUCUACCAGGCCUACCCGCCGACAGAUCCCCGCUUGAAGCUCGACACGAUCAUGGGGCCGAUGAGCUGCAUCCAUACCUGGGCGGACUCCCGGCUCGCUCGCUUGUCGGACCACAAGGCCCACGAGAUCCUCGAUUCGCCCCUCGAUCGAAUCGUCAGACCCGCCCCCCCUCAUCCGAGACUUGGUUCCAGGAAGAAACUGGUAUCGGCUCGCUCUAAAUUUAGAUUCUCGCUCUCUAAAUUUAAUCUUCAUCUCAAGAAGAUGUUUAAGAUCAAUCAGUCAAAGCACCAGUUCCUCUUCCUCUCUACCUCCGUGCUCAUCGCUCUCCUCGCUCUGAGACUCUACUCUCUUCCGUCAUCUUCAUCAUCAUCAUCUUCUUCUUCGGGUCAGACCACCUCGGUCCUUUCGUUUCUGUUGUUUCUUAAACCGAAUCAUCGGGCGUCGCUUUUCGACGCUUUCUUCUCCCUUCAGGACAGACUUUCUGCGUCGAUCUCUUCGCUCUUCAUCGUUCAUUAA